CGUCACAGAUUAUUCGCAUGUUUUUUUUAAACAGAGCAAUCUUGCCUCACUCUGCGGUCGACUCCAUACCAACCACUGAUCCAAUCACAUACCCCUUACAUCCCUGAUUUCGCUUCAUUCUAUCGCCCGCUGUUCCUCGUAUUUUUAAGGAAAAAUACAUCCACAAAUUUUCACCAUGGCAAGCAACGAAGACAAACCGACGGUGAAAGAGGAUGAGAAUGCUGGAAGCUGGAAAGAUUCCAUCUUCAACCCAAGGACCGGGGAGUUUUGUGGGCGCACAGCGAAGAGCUGGGGUAAGAAAACCUGGACCGGGUCUGGGGGAUAGCCCACUGUCGAAAACCACAUUUGUAUUAUUUAUCAUAUUGCAAGCUAUUCCGAUUUUGAUGUGCAUAUUGUCACAUAUAGCCUAAUAUCGGAUAGUAAUAUAGUAUUAUAUCCACCCAUUCAUUCGUGGUCUCCAUCAUCACAAUCUAUUUCUGUCUAGUUGGUUUUGUGUGUGUGUGUUUGUGUGUAUGUGUGUUCUUGCGUGCAUGUGUGUUACAGCUUGUCCAUUUCAGCACUGAUUAGCUCAAGACAGAUAAAUGACACUAGCCCACCUGUAUGAAUAAUAAUUACAGACCAAUACUCAGUGUAAUUCCAUUGAGACCACAAAUGGACAUAUAGGCUCCAACUGAAAUAUGAGAUACAAGAUGGGCUUAACUUUGUAAAAAAAAAAAAAAAAAAAAUGCCUAAUUGUAAUGAUAAACUAUAAGGAAAUUAUAUUAAUUCUUAAGAUCAUAAAUUAAAUUAAUGGUCCCUUCUCAGAACAAUGUUAUCAGAAAUCAGCUAUAUCUGCUCUGUAGUGUAGUGUACAUCAGUGUAGUGUGCGCGUGUGUGUGUGUGCGUGUGUGUGUGCCUGUGCAGUUGUGUAUGUGCAUGUGAAUCCUCUGGAGCAGACCAGUCCAUGACUAUCUAACAGUAUGAUUAUAUGAAGACCUUCACUUGUGUUACAGAUGAGACACACUACCGACACACAAAGAGCAUAUGGAAAUAAAAUGUAGAUUUCUCAUUUAUGGAAUGUAUAUCCUCAAUUUAUAGCAGUAGUCUAUGGUGUCUUUGAAGAUGGUGAGCUGAGCUUGCUCUAUCAAUGGUAGCUAGCAGCUAGUAUUGGCCCUGUGCAGUGCUGUGGGAUUCUCCUCUCUCACUGUCAGAACUCCUCCUCCCACUGCUACGGAUGCAUGGCCGCCCACAUUAGCAUACUUGUCAAGGUCAAAUGGGUUUCCCUGCAGGUGCAUGAUGGGAAUGUAUCGGAGGAGAGUAGGGAGACUUGACUGUCUGUAGGCUGUAGGUGUAGUGUGGUGAACAACCUGACUGUCUGUAGGCUGUAGGUCUAGUGUGGUGAACAACCUGACUGUCUGUAGGCUGUAGGUCUAGUGUGGUGAACAACCUGACUGUCUGUAGGCUGUAGGUCUAGUGUGGUGAACAACCUGACUGUCUGUAGGCUGUAGGUCUAGUGUGGUGAACAACUUGACUGUCUGUAGGCUGUAGGUCUAGUGUGGUGAACAACCUGACUGUCUGUAGGCUGUAGGUCUAGUGUGGUGAACAACCUGACUGUCUGUAGGCUGUAGGUCUAGUGUGGGUGAACAACCUGACUGUCUGUAGGCUGUAGGUCUAGUGUGGGUGAACAACUUGACUGUCUGUAGGCUGUAGGUCUAGUGUGGGUGAACAACCUGACUGUCUGUAGGCUGUAGGUCUAGUGUGGUGAACAACCUGACUGUCUGUAGGCUGUAGGUCUAGUGUGGUGAACAACCUGACUGUCUGUAGGCUGUAGGUCUAGUGUGGUGAACAACCUGACUGUCUGUAGGCUGUAGGUCUAGUGUGGUGAACAGCCUGACUGUCUGUAGGCUGUAGGUCUAGUGUGGUGAACAACCUGACUCUCUGUAUUAAUAAGGAUGAAUGAAGUAAAACACAUUAAUAAGGAUGAAUUAUAUAAAAUACAUUAAUAAAAUACAUUUGUCUCUCUCUCUCCCCAACCCUCCCUUUGUCUCUCUCUCUCUCUCUCUCUCUCUCUCUCUCUCUCUCUCUCUCUCUCUCUCUCUCUCUCUCUCUCUCUCUCUCUCUCUCUCCUCCUCUCUCUCCUCUCUCCUCUCUCUCUCUCUCUCUCUCUCCAGGCCUCAUCCUCCUGUUCUACCUGGUGUUCUAUGCGUUCCUGGCUGGGAUGUUUGUCCUCACCAUUUGGGUCAUGCUGCUGACGCUAGACGACUAUGUGCCAAAGUACCGCGACCGGGUGCCACACCCAGGUAAGUAGCACCACAGGGAGAUUAUUUAUUCAAUCAACCAACCAAUAAAUCUAAUAACCAAUCAACUAACUAACCAACCAACCAUUCAUUAAAUUAAUCUUAUCUCCCUCAUUAACCUUAAGCAUCAGUUGUCAGCGCAGCUUACCGAUCACUGUACCUGUACACAGCCCAUCUGUAAUUAGCCCAUCCAAGUACCUCAUCCCCAUAUUGUUAUUUACAUUGUUAUUUAUUUUGCUCAUUUGCACCCCAGUAUCUCUAUUUGCACAUCUUCUGCACAUCUAUCACUCCAGUGUUAAUACUAAAUUGUAAUUAUUUUGCACUAUGGCCUAUUUAUUGCCUUACCUCCAUAACUUACUACAUUUGCACACACUGUAUAUAGAUUUUCUAUUGUGUUAUUGACUGUACGUUUUUGUUUAUUCCAUAUGUAACUCGUUGUUGUUGUUUUUAUCGCACUGCUUUGCUUUAUCUUGGCCAGGUCACAGUUGUAAAUGAGAACUUGUUCUCAACUGGCUUACCUGGUUAAAUAAAGGUUAAAUAAAAUAAAAAAAUAAUAAUAAUCAGAUUGGAAGAUUAUUGAUUAUUGGGAGAUUAUUAGAGCACAGGGUUGUUCUGAGGGAAAACGAAUAUCCAAGAAGUGCUGUAUUUUGCAGAUUUUGAGCACAAAAUCUUUCGGUUCAGGACAGGUAGUCAGCUUUUUUCAAACCAGAGAAUCCUCUGGACUACUAUUGGUCAGUAUUGCCCAGUAGGUACUAUAUGGCUGCUGUUGAAAGGAUUUCUGGUCUGAACGGUAAUGCUAAUGGUAAUGGCCAGACUCUUUAUAUACUGUUUGUUUGGCAACACUUUAUUUAAAGGCUACCUAUAUAAGGAUGAAUGUGGUAUGUACGGGUUAUGAAUGGGUUAUGUACGGGUUAUGAAUGGGUUAUGUAUGGGUCAUGAAUGUGGUAUGGAUUAUGAAUAUGUUAUGUACAGGUUAUGAAUGGGUUAUGAAUGUGUUAUGUAUGGGUUAUGAAUGGGUUAUGUAUGGGUUAUGAAUGUGGUAUGUAUGGGUUAUGAAUGUGGUAUGUAUGGGUUAUGAAUGUGGUAUGUGUGGGUUAUGAAUGAGUUAUGAAGCCCUUAUGUAGGUAUAUUUCAAAUGAAGUGUUACUGUAUGUGUCUGAGUUUUACCACACAACACUGGUGACCCUGAUUUCUUUGUUAGUGGAUUUAAUUUUAAAAAAUGUAAUAUGCCAUUUAGCAGAUGCUUUUAUCCAAAGCGACUUACAGUCAUGUGUGCAUACAUUUUUGUGUAUGGGUGGUCCCGGGGAUCGAACCCACUACCUUGGCGUUACAAGCGCCGUGCUCUACCAGCUGAGCUACAGAGGUUUGAACUAUGUUGUACCAUGUCGUUUUGAUGAUGUUAGUGGAUUGAACUAUGUUUUACCAUGUAGUUUUGAUGAUGUUAGUGGAUUGAACUAUGUUUUACCAUGUAGUUUUGAUGAUGUUAGUGGAUUGAACUAUGUUUUACCAUGUCGUUUUGAUGAUGUUAGUGGAUUGAACUAUGUUUUACCAUGUCGUUUUGAUGAUGUUAGUGGAUUGAACUAUGUUUUACCAUGUAGUUUUGAUGACCCUGAAGGAAGUUGUGAUCUCAUACUGUACUCUCUGUCCCUUAGGGUUGGUCAUCCGGCCAAAGCAGUUGGACAUGCUGUUUAACAGAUCACAGCGUCUCCAGUACGACCCAUAUGUCCAGACCUUAGAGUCUUUCCUGCAACGUGAGUAUUAGUAUUUUUAUCUUGUCUCCUUGCAAAAUCUGUGCCCCUUCUCUCUCACUGUCUCUCUCUCUCUCUCACACCCUCUCUCUCUCUUUCUCUCUCUCUCACUCACUCUCUCUCUCCCUCUCCCUCUCCCACUCUCUCUCUCUCUCUCUCUCUCCCUCUCUCUCUCUCUCUCUCUCCCUCUCUCUCUCUCUCUCUCUAACUCACCUUCUUUCUCUCUCUCUCUAAAUGUCCUUUUCAAUAAGAUAUUUAAAUGUUCAAUAAGAGAUACAGAGAUACAGUGUUGCCAUAUAGUUCAGUGACAAUUCAAUCAAAGCAUAGGGGGAUGGUUAAAACUAGCAUGAAAUGAUACGUUAACAAUUACACACACAAAUAUCAGCCUGAGGUGAGUUUAUCUUGUAGCCAAUGUCUUAUUUAUCUCAACAACCCAGCUUCAAUAGAGGAACAAACAUCAAAAUGUUUUAACAGUCAAUCAUCUGUGCAUGAACUGGGUCGUUACCACGGUAACUACAGUGGGGAGAACAAGUUUUUGAUACACUGCCGAUUUUGCAGGUUUUCCUACUUACAAAGCAUGUAGAGGUCUGUAAUUUUUAUCAUAGGUACACUUCAACUGUGAGAGACGGAAUCCAGAAAAUCACAUUGUAUGAUUUUUAAGUAAUUCAUUUGCAUUUUAUUGCAUGACAUAAGUAUUUGAUACAUCAGAAAAGCAGAACUUAAUAUUUGGUACAGAAACCUUUGUUUGCAAUUACAGAGAUCAUACGUUUCCUGUAGGUCUUGACCAGGUUUGCACACACUGCAGCAGGGAUUUUGGCCCACUCCUCCAUACAGACCUUCUCCAGAUCCUUCAGGUUUCGGGGCUGUCGCUGGGCAAUACAGACUUUCAGCUCACUCCAAAGAUUUUCUAUUGGGUUCAGGUCUGGAGACUGGCUAGGCCACUCCAGGACCUUGAGAUGCUUCUUACGAAGCCACUCCUUAGUUGCCCUGGCUGUGUGUUUCGGGUCGUUGUCAUGCUGGAAGACCCAGCCACGACCCAACUUCAAUGCUCUUACUGAGGGAAGGAGGUAGUUGGCCAAGAUCUCGCGAUACAUGGCCCCAUCCAUCCUCCCCUCAAUACGGUGCAGUCGUCCUGUCCCCUUUGCAGAAAAGCAUCCCCAAAGAAUGAUGUUUCCACCUCCAUGCUUCACGGUUGGGAUGGUGUUCUUGGGGUUGUACUCAUCCUUCUUCUUCCUCCAAACACGGCGAGUGGAGUUUAGACCAAAAAGCUCAAUUUUUAUCUCAUCAGACCACAUGACCUUCUCCCAUUCCUCCUCUGGAUCAUCCAGAUGGUCAUUGGCAAACUUCAGACGGGCCUGGACAUGCGCUGGCUUGAGCAGGGGGACCUUGAGUGCGCUGCAGGAUUUUAAUCCAUGACGGCGUAGUGUGUUACUAAUGGUUUUCUUUGAGACUGUGGUCCCAGCUCUCUUCAGGUCAUUGACCAGGUCCUGCCGUGUAGUUCUGGGCUGAUCCCUCACCUUCCUCAUGAUCAUUGAUGCCCCACGAGGUGAGAUCUUGCAUGGAGCCCCAGACUGAGGGUGAUUGACCGUCAUCUUGAACUUCUUCCAUUUUCUAAUAAUUGCGCCAACAGUUGUUGCCUUCUCACCAAGCUGCUUGCCUAUUGUCCUGUAGCCCAUCCCAGCCUUGUGCAGGUCUACAAUUUUAUCCCUGAUGUCCUUACACAGCUCUCUGGUCUUGGCCAUUGUGGAGAGGUUGGAGUCUGUUUGAUUGAGUGUGUGGACAGGUGUCUUUUAUACAGGUAACGAGUUCAAACAGGUGCAGUUAAUACAGGUAAUGAGUGGAGAACAGGAGGGCUUCUUAAAGAAAAACUAACAGGUCUGUGAGAGCCGGAAUUCUUACUGGUUGGUAGGUGAUCAAAUACUUAUGUCAUGCAAUAAAAUGCAAAUUAAUUACUUAAAAAUCAUACAAUGUGAUUUUCUGGAUUUUUGUUUUAGAUUCCGUCUCUCACAGUUGAAGUGUACAUAUGAUAAAAAAUUACAGACCUCUACAUGCUUUGUAAGUAGGAAAACCUGCAAAAUCGGCAGUGUAUCAAAUACUUGUUCUCCCCACUGUAGCUCACCUCUGAUGGUUCCGUCUUGUCAUACAAAUCUUUCGCUAUUGUCUUUUGUCAGAGUACAACGACACGGAGCAGGAGAGGAACGAGGCAUGCCUGGCGGGGGACUACUUUGAGCAGGAGGGCAAGGUGGGCGAGCAGAGGAAGGCGUGUCAGUUCAAGAGGAGUUCUCUGAGCCGCUGCUCCGGCCUGUCCGACUCCACCUUCGGUUACGCUGAGGGGAGACCAUGUGUCCUCCUCAAAAUGAAUAGGGUACCUCCUCCUUUUCCCUCUUGUCUUUGAAUACAUGGUUGUGUCCUAAUUAUCUGCCUUUCCGAAGUGUGUACUGUACUUGCACACUGUCAUGGAUUAAAGCAUUGGUUGGAUGGAGUUUCUACCAUUGUUCAAUCCAUGACGGGGAGUGUGCAAGGGCACAUUUAGGGAAAAUGGUAGAGAAUUGGGACGAAGCCAAGACUCUUUCUUUGGAUGCAUGUAAUUGACCUCAAUACAGUUGGGUCCUAAUGAGGUGCACAUUGGAUAAGUGCAGACCACAGGAGGUUGGUGGCACCUUAAUUGGGGAGGACGGGCUCGUGGUAAUGGCUGGAGUGGAAUCAGUGGAAUGGCAUCAAAUACAUUCCAUUCGUUCUGUUCCAGCCAUUAUUAUGGGCCAUCCUCCCCUCAGCAGCCUCCACUGGUGCAGACCGAAUUAAAUUCAGGGCAGUUCACCAGUCCCAAUUCCAAAUGCAUUGUUCAGUGGACGCAUUCACAAGAGCCUCGAGCUAUUGCAUGUAUCAGUAGAUGACAUUAGCCCCAUAGUGGAUUUCUCUCCUUCUUCUCAAUCUAGAUCUUCCAUUUGCCUCUCUUUGUUACCAUUCUCUAUUAGUGUGUUUUGCUGUCCUUCUCUAUCAUUGUCUGUGUUUCGAUAUCAUUGGAUUACUCAGAGUAGACCACAUUGAUAAUAAUGGUGUUAACGAGACGAUUGUCUGAUUGCGGCUCUCUGAUUUGGUUAAUUGGUGUUCCAUUCACAGAUCAUUGGGCUGAAGCCACGUGGAGAUCCCUAUGUCAACUGCACGGCAAAGGUAAACGUCGUCAUGAUUUCAGUAUGUGUGCUUUUGUCUCUGUGUGUUUGAAGAUAGUAAAAUACUCUGGUUACAUUUUAUAUCGUUUUUAGUUAUUUAUUGUUUAUCUUGAUAUUUGUGUGUUCUUUUUUCCUGAUUUGGUUUGGUUGUUGUUUUUCUGCAUGCUUCCAGUUGAAGCUUUAGGGUAAGCUUAGCGAUGUGUAAGUGUCUAACUUUAUUUUCUAAGCUAUUACAUUGUGGAAAUGACUUACAGGGUUGUUUUGUUAUCUCUCUCUCUCCCCACCACCUUGUUAUGUUCUUGAUUCCCAGUCUCUUUUCCAUCUUUUGGUCCAGUUUGAUGCAGUACAGCAAUGUUAUUAUAGGAAACGUAUAGAACCUUUCAGUGUUAUAAUCAAACCAGUGUUAAUAUUAUAAGAACUGGCCAUUGAGUCUGACCUCUCAUAGACCCCAGAAAGAGCAACUGUUGCUUAAUGUAACAGCUAAUGGCGUUAGAGUACAGUGUAUGCAACAUAAGGAAUAUUUCCAAUUCUUAGAUAAUAUUUUAUUCUUACAUACUCAUAUGGACUUGUGUAGAUCUGAAAAGAUUGGAUAGGUGUGAGCAAUAUGUAAAAAAUGCCACAUAAUAGAGGGCAAAGUGGACCAUAGUACCUACUAUAUAUAGUAUCAGUCAAGAGUUUGGACAUAACCUACUCAUUCAAGGGUUUUUCUUUAUUUUUACUAUUUUCUACAUUGUAGAAUAAUAGUGAAAACAUCAAAACUAUGAAAUAACACAUAUGCAAUCAUGUAGUAACCCAAAAAGUAUUAAACAAAUCAAAGUAUAUUUUAGACUUUAGAUUCUUCAAAGUAGCCACCAUUUGCCUUGAAGACAGCUUUGCACACUCUUGGCAUUCUUUCAACCAGCUUCAUGAGGAAUGCUUUUCCAACAGUUUUGAAGGAUUUCCCACAUAUGCUGAGCACUUGUUGGCUGCAUUUUCUUCACUCUGCGGUCCAACUCAUCCCACACCAUCAUACCUCCUCCUCCAUGCUUCACGGUGGGAACCACACAUGCGGAGAUCAUCUGUUCACCUGAGAGAAUGCCAAGAGUGUGCAAAGCUGUCAUCAAGGCAAAGGGUGGCUACUUUGAAGAAUCUCAAAUAUAAAAUAUAUUUUGAUUUGUUUAACACUUUUUUUUGGUUACUACAUGAUUCCAUAUGUGUUAUUUCAUAGUUUUGAUGUCUUCACUAUUAUUCUACAAUGGUGAAAAUAGUAAAAAUAAAAAAUUAACCUGGAAUGAGUAGGUGUGUCCAAACUUUUGACUGGUACUGUAUACUUAUCCAACCCUAUUACCAUAAUACCUACUGUAUAUACAUAUCAGAGGAGACCGUCUUCCUAAAGCUCCUCACACCAGCCUCCUCUGAUACCUAUGGAGCCCUUUCAGAUCUACAUAAAGUCCCAAGGCUGACGCCUGACACCUGACACCUGACGCCUGACGCCUGACGGUCCAUUUGGGAUAGGAUAGACUUAUUCUUCCUCUUCUAGCGUUCUCUUGGGUUUGACUAUUAUUGCUUCUGUUCCUUCUCCUCCUCUUCAGAGAGACACCCCCGUACAGAUGCAGUACUUCCCCAGUGAGGGGCGCUUCGAUAAAAUGUAUUUCCCUUACUACGGCAACAAACUUCAUGUAAGUUUGGGGUCAAAGGUCAAUAUUUGUCAAUUUCUGAUGUCUUGUCGUACUGGUUGGUUGGCGCUUGAUGGGAAAGCAUUACUGUACAAUGAUGCAAGAAUUUGGAAGACUGUUGGAUGGACGUAUGAGAUAUUCAACAGUCCAUGUUGGUGAGAUAUUCAACAGGCCGUGUUGGUGAGAUAUUCAACAGGCCAUGUUGGUGAGAUAUUCAACAGGCCGUGUUGGUGAGAUAUUCAACAGGCCGUGUUGGUGAGAUAUUCAACAGGCCAUGUUGGUGAGAUAUUCAACAGGCCAUGUUGGUGAGAUAUUCAACAGUCCAUGUUGGUGAGAUAUUCAACAGGCCGUGUUGGUGAGAUAUUCAACAGGCCGUGUUGGUGAGAUAUUCAACAGGCCAUGUUGGUGAGAUAUUCAACAGGCCAUGUUGGUGAGAUAUUCAACAGGCCAUGUUGGUGAGAUAUUCAACAGGCCAUGUUGGUGAGAUAUUCAACAGGCCAUGUUGGUCAGUGAUCUUAUUUUUUGCUUUGUCCUUCUUUCCUACCCUCUUUGUCUCUCUCUCUCCCCAACCCUCCCUUUGUCUCAUUCUCUCUCUCCUCUCUCUCGCUCUCUCCUCUCUCUCUCUCUCUCUCCUCCCAACCCUCCCUCCCCCCUCUCCUUUUUCCGUCCUCUCUCCUCCUCUCUCAUUUUCCUCCCUCUCUCUUUGCUUCUCUCCUCCUCUCUCCUUUGUCUCUCCUCUCCCUUCUCUCGCUCUCUCUCUCUCUCUCUCUCUCUCUCCUCUCUCUCUCUAUCUCUCUCUCCCCACCCCCUCCCUUUUCUCUCCACUCCUCUUUCCCUCUCUCUUUCUCUCUCUCUUUCUCUCUCCUCUCUCUCCCCCCCCUCUCUUCUCUCUUCUCCCCCUCUCUCUCCUCCCCCCACCUCUCUUCUCCCCCUCUCCCCCACCUCUUCUCCCGCUCCCCCCCCCCCACCUCUCUCUCCCCCUCUACCUCUGUCCCCCCUCCCCCCCCCCCCACCUCUCUUCUCCCCCUCUCCCCCCCCCACCUCUCUUCUCCCCUCUACCCCCCCCCCCUCUCUCUCCCCCUCUACCCCCCCCCACCUUUUCUUCUCCCCCUCAAACCCCCCCCCCCCCACCUCUUUUCCCCUCCCCCUCUACUCCCUUCACCCCCCCCCACCUCUCUUCUCCCCCUCUACCCCUCUGUCAAACCCCCCCACCUCUCUUCUCCCCUCUACUCCUGUCUCCCCCCCCCCCACCUCUCUUCCCCCUACCCCCCCCACCUCUCUUCCCCCUCUAACCCCCCCCCACCUCCUCUUCUCCCCUCUACUCUCUGUCUACCCCCCCACCUUCUUCUUCUCCCCCCAAACCCCCCCACCUCUCUUCUCCCCCCUCAAACCCCCCCCACCUCUCUUCUCCCCCUCUAUCCCCCCCCUCUCUUCUCCCCCUCCUCCCCCUCCCCCCACCUCUCUUCUCCCCCUCUCUCUCUGUCUACCCCCCACCUCUUCUUCUCCCCCCCCUACCCCCCCCCCCACCUCUCUUUUUCCCCCUCUACCCCUCUGUCUACCCCCCCCCCACCUUCUUCUCCUCCCUCAACCCUCUAAACCCCCCCACCUCUCUUCUCCCCCCCCCCCCCCCCACCUCUCUUCUCCCCCCUCUACUCUCUGUCUACCCCCUAACCCCCCCCCCCACAUCUCUUCUCCCCCUCUACUCUCUGUCUACCCCCCCACCUCUCUUCUCCCCCCCUCUACCCCCCACCUCUCUUCUCCCCCUCUACACCCCCCCACCCUCUCUCUCUCCCCCCCCUCCCACCCUCCUUCUCCCCCUCUACCCUCGUCUACCCCCCCCCCCUCUCUUCUCUCCCCCCACCUCUCUGUCUAACCCCCCCCACCUCUCUCUUCUCCCCCCUCUACUCUCUGUCUACCCCCCCUCCCCACACCUCUCUUCUUCUCCCCCUCUACCUCCCCCCCCCCCCCUCCCCACCUCUCUCUCUCCCCGCCUACCCCCCCCCCCCCCCCCCCCCUCCCCCCACCUCUCUUCUUCUCCCCCUCUACUCUCUGUCUACAGGAGAGGUAUGUGCAGCCCCUGGUUGCUGUUAAGCUGUUGCUGAACAAGGAGGACUACAACACGGAGCUGACCAUAGAAUGCCGGAUCGAGGGAUCCGACCUGCGCAACAACGACGACCGAGACAAGUUCCUGGGCCGCGUCACCUUCCGAAUCACAGUCAAAGAGUAGGGAAUAGUGAAGAGGAGGCUAGUGUGGAGAAAUGUGGUUCUGACCUCCCCCGGAAGAUUCCUGGUAGAAUAAGAUGGGCCUAAUUACAAACCAAUCCCUCCACCCUCACUCCAUAUCCUAGGCGAGGGACAUUCAAACCUGGUAUUUUUCACUUCACCUUGGUAGUUCAUUGAUUGGUCAGAUAAUCUACUCACCUGUUGUUAUAGGUCAGUCUCUAGUUAGACAGGAUGGGGAAGGAUUCAAACCAGCAGUGCUGUGAACCCCGAAUCCCAGAUUUGAAUACCCUUCUCUUAGGCUCUUGUUGACUCCAUCUUGUAUUUCUGAUAGGGUUGGAUAUGUGU
Molecule: messenger RNA, 11417 nt
Organism: Coregonus sp. 'balchen'
Lineage: Eukaryota; Metazoa; Chordata; Actinopteri; Salmoniformes; Salmonidae
Source: the annotation of a GenBank genome assembly